This is a messenger RNA of Fulvia fulva, 1062 nucleotides long. RefSeq lists its product as uncharacterized. The record is from RefSeq and is a predicted model, not a curated record. Gene Ontology annotation, molecular function: DNA-binding transcription factor activity, RNA polymerase II-specific; zinc ion binding. NCBI's taxonomy places the organism in Eukaryota, Fungi, Ascomycota, Dothideomycetes, Mycosphaerellales, Mycosphaerellaceae. Gene Ontology annotation, biological process: regulation of DNA-templated transcription. Bases 1 to 1062 code for a protein of 353 amino acids. The transcript is spliced from 2 exons.
AUGAAGCGGGAUUCUCUAGACCAAGAAGGCCAGCUCGACAAAGUACGAAGAACACUGAAAGGUCGAGCCGAAAAGGCCUGUGUCAGAUGUCGAGCAAAGAAAAGGACCUGUGAUGGCGGCAAUCCUUGCCAACGCUGCAAAGACAGUCACAGUGCCUGCUACUUCAGCGACUGGCACUACACCGUACCAUAUCCACGCGAAUACGUGGAAUACCUCGAAGAACAACAGGAACAGCUGUCGUCGGGCCUGUUAACGAUGUACCGCCUGUUGAAAGAGUCGCACAUCAAGACUGUACCGCCAUUGCCCGAAAAGCUCCAGGCACAAGACCUGCUCACCGCGCUGAGAGGUCUGCGGCUCGAGCAUCAGCAUGCUGUGCAUGUCGAACAUCCCAUCAGUAUGAACAGACGAUCCAACGGUCGCAUCAUGGCAGCCGCCGAACAAAUACCACCAGACUAUGAAACCGCAUGUCGAAAUCGGAUGCAGCAUCAUUUCGACCCAGGUCCAAGAUCGCCAACUCAUCCAGGACUGUUCUUCCACGCAGCACCGGGGCAGGAAUCUAUGAAUGGCUCUAGGAUCCUGAUGCAACUACCGAGGAGCUUUGCAUCCAUGCAAUACAGUCCCUACGAAUGUGCACCUCCUGCACCACACAUACUUGUCAGCCAGUCACACACAAUGCCAUCUCACCCUGCGACAUCACAUGCACCAUCGCCUAAUCUUGGCUUACAGUCUGGCCUUAUGGCACCAAUGUCAUGGCCACCUCACAGCAGUCGGAUGAGUCCAGGUGCAUCGUCGCUCGACCUGAGCAGAGCUGCAAGCCACCAGCAAAGUCCGCCACAAAUGUUUACCCCAGACGAUAGUAAUUUUGACCACGACCGAGCAGCACGGCAUUGGAGUUGGAACGGGGUCGAGAACGGGGGAGGUGGUGGUGGUGGGGGUGGGGGUUCAGGAGUUGGUUAUCUCGCUGCAGCUCCGCACGAUGGGAGGAGUAUGGGUUUGGAUUUAGAGUCGAUCGAGCAGCGUGGAGACAUCGUGGCGGCGACAGACUCUGGAGUGCAAAGUUGA